AUGCCAUCGAAAAGUCUGAAGCUGUCGUCUCGCCCCGCGUUUGCCCGUCGCAUCCCGUCGGAAGAUUCGUCUCGCGCCUGCGUCUCCACCUACCUUCUGGAUCCCUCGUCGGACAGUCGUUCAGGCUCUCUGUGCAUUGUCAAAAUCCACGAAUCGGGUGGUUUGCAGUUGGAGAAUGAGAUCAGCACGUCGGCCGGAGUGUUUCGCUUCGAUUUUCGGAAUCCAUCGACUGUGGUCGCCGCGCUGACCGACGGAUCGCUCGUUGUGCAGAAGAUAGAAGGUAAAUUCACAUUUUCGAAUAAAUGAAGUGCGGAAUCUUUUUAUUUUAGAUGCGAUAUCAUCGGAAACGACACCGGUUUCAUCGGACAUGCUGCUCGAUCUGGGUCUCUCCGAUUCCUCACUCUCCAUCACCUCUGACAACAAAGUGCGACACUUUCCCUCUUCCUCGACUACCUCUUCUUUUUCAGGGCAAUGCCUACAUUGUCGACCUGAACACUUCCCUGAUCGUGUCCACAUGGUUCGCCCACUCGCUUCCGUACGUUCCGGGCGAAGGAUGCGAAGUGUGGUCGUGUGCAAUCACUGGAGAUGCGCAGACAGUCGUCACUGGAGGGGAAGACGGGUCUAUGAAGUGGGCGAGUGCAAUAUUCUCGGAAGAAUUCAGCUGUUUUCAGGCUCUGGGACGCCCGUACUCGCACGUCGAUCGGACAAUCGAAAGCCUUUGGAGCUGGCGUCGUUUUCGUGGAUUUUCCCUCCGAUUCUAAUCAGAUUUUGACUGGCAGCUAUGAUGAACACGUUCGGAUUUUCGAUCGGCGCAAUCUGAAAGAAGCGACAGCGGAGAAGAAAGUAGGGCUUAGUCAUUAAAAUAACUUUAAAAAAACGACAUGGAAACGAUCGGCGCCACUUGAAAUUCUUAUUUUCUAGUGAUCAUCGAUUCUACUUCCAAAACAAACGGGAUGAAACUGACGUUUCAAAGGUCUCUGAAGGUGCGAAAAGGCUUUAUUUUUCCGCCGAUCGUGUUUACCGACCAUACAAUUGAAAUAUUUUGGAAACGAGAAUUAGAGAAUGAGCUAUGAAUGCCAAUGAAUUCUGUUCCGUAUUGCAGCUAACCGGAGGAGUUUGGAACAUCGAACAGACCGGUUCACAGUUUUGCGUCGCGUGCAUGUACGGAGGAUACGCUCUCCUCGAUUCGAACACGCUCGAAAUCGUCCAUCAAAACAGAGAUUCUGGGGCCAAUCUUCUGUACGGAGCCACCAAAAUGAGCGAACGUUCUGUGUUAUUCUGCACUUUUAACGACUACUUGAUUGUUUUAGACGAGUUGAAACUUUGA
Molecule: messenger RNA, 1327 nt
Organism: Caenorhabditis sp. 36 PRJEB53466
Lineage: Eukaryota; Metazoa; Nematoda; Chromadorea; Rhabditida; Rhabditidae
Source: the annotation of a GenBank genome assembly